This is a messenger RNA of Aureobasidium vineae, 465 nucleotides long. NCBI's taxonomy places the organism in Eukaryota, Fungi, Ascomycota, Dothideomycetes, Dothideales, Saccotheciaceae. The record is from the annotation of a GenBank genome assembly.
UCAUGGCUCAACCCAACCAGCAGGUCGAGCGCGAGUGUGCAGGCUGUGGAAAGAUGCGCGGCCUGUAUCAGUUCUCGGCUAGUCAACGCCGCAAGGGUGACGACGCCGUCUGCAUCAAGUGCAUUCCCGAGAUCCAGAACGUCAAGCCUGGUCAUCUCAAGCACGAUAUUGACAACAGUGACGCCAAGUACAUGGCUUAUGUCUACAGCNACGUCAGCGAGAAUGGUAACAGCACUCAUGGCUCAUUCGGUACCAAGAAUGGUGGUGUUCGCCUUCCCGCUUCCCACACUUCAGCCAGAACCGCUACCUCUACCGUCGCUGGCACUGGCACUAGCACCGUCACCCACACCCACGGCUACAACACAACCUCUUCUGCUCCUUCCUCCCAGCUCUCUUCGAGCACCAACGGCAACGAGCGCCCCGCUCACUUCGAGCUUCGCAACACCGGCUGGAUCUUCANGGCGU